CGCUAGUAAGAGUGGACUAUCUCGGUAGUCGGAUGUGUGUCGAUGAUCUGUGGCUUCGCUCCUCCGCAGGAUUGACUGAGCUCCGUUAGCCUGGUGACUGCUGCUGAUAAUUGGCACAGAUUCGCCUACAGUCGGUUGGUAGCAGCGGGCAGAAGAACACUUUCAAGCGGGUGGUUCAACAUGGUGUGUGGAGGAUUUACCUGCUCGAAAAAUGCCCUCUGUUCUCUCAACGUUGUUUACAUGCUGGUUGGGCUGCUGCUGAUUGCUGUAGCAGCAUGGGGAAAGGGCUUUGGGAUUGUGUCCAGCAUCCACAUCAUCGGAGGCGUGAUCGCCGUGGGCUUCUUCCUGCUGCUGAUUGCCAUUGUGGGCCUCAUCGGCGCUGUGCAUCAUCAUCAAGUCAUGCUUUUCUUUUACAUGGUCAUCCUGAUCAUCGUGUUCCUCUUUCAGUUUGGUGUGUCCUGCUCAUGCUUGGCAAUGAACCAGGGCCAGCAGCAAGCAUUGCUGAAUUCCUCCUGGAGGAUUAUGAGCAAUGACACCAAGAUGGAUUUAGAGAACAAGCUGGACUGCUGUGGCCUGUUUAACACCACUAUGAACCACAAAGACUUCGACGAAGACUUUGCUAUCUGUCGUGCUCCUUGUACCAAGCACAACGGGUGCACAACGUGUGGUGACAAGAUGCUACAGCAUGCCUCCGAGGCCCUGAGGAUUCUGGGUGGUGUGGGUCUUUUCUUCAGUUUUACUGAGAUUUUGGGAGUUUUGCUGGCCAUGCGCUACAGGAACCAGAAAGACCCGCGAGCAAAUCCCAGUGCAUUCUUAUAGUCUUAAACCCCUCAGUGCAGCAGCGUAGACAAACGAGUCCAAUUUGAACAGAAUACACCUAGAGACACUCAGGCAUCAACUGCUUGGAAUAUGAGGUUUCACACAUCAUUACAGAGCCUGAGAGCUGCAGAAUUACAUAAAUAAACACAUCCCCAGUGUAGAAUCAGUUCAUUUUUAGUCUGCCUAGCAUAGGGUUUAAAUUCAGACGUGCAGAGCCUGGACGUCUCAUGGAUGAUAGGAUGAAGCUUGAUAUUUAGAAUUUGAUUGCCAAUUUCAGGUCACAACCUACAACAAACCCCAUCCUUGAUUUGAGAAACACGUCCUGGAAUGUGUGCGCUGAUACCUGCAUGCUCAGUUGUGUAGCGCCCUGCACUUUCACAGUAUAGCUGCAGUCUUUAUGUGCUCCCUAUAGUUUCUCUAGUACUCUGUAAAUGACUACACGUACUAUCUCGGCGUUUAGUGUCGAUAAAGCAGGCAGUUUAUGGAUUUUGUUAUAAAUGAGUUAGUCUAGGUCGGCCUCAAGGAAUAGUGUUUUGUAGUACAACAUCCAUGCAGAUGUUAUAGCUGUGGUGAUCUGUUCUGAUAGGGAUGUGCUAAUGUACCCUGCGUUCACAACAGCAGCCGUUUCUCAUCUCGAUUCACCCAAAAUUUAAUAGCAAGCCAGCAUAGACAUUCUGAGGAAAGAAAAGGUUUUGAUUAUUGAGGGCACUCUCCUGAUUCGUUUUCAUGGAUGACUGCCUCACACAAAACUAAAGCCAGUUCAUAGUAAUUAUAUUUCUUUAAACAAUCAGUGUGAGAUUAGAUCUGUGCUGGUUUAAAGAUCAAGUACUCUUUCAUAAAUUUCCACUUGUUUUGGUUUGUAGGCCGGUGUGCUCCUAAACCCCCUGAAGCACUUGAGAAUAAGGCAGCACUGGUUAAUCACAGUUCUUCUGUUUGUUUGGUAAACGCUUGCUCUUGGUUAAGUAACAUUUUACAGUUGCAGAAUUGUGGAAAAGCAAAUGCGUUGGAUCGUGUCUGUUCCUGACUCCAGUUCACAGCUGAUUAUGUGACUUUUAUAAGUGCCACCUUGUGCAUGAUCUCUCUUACCAUAGAUGUUUUUUGUGUUCAUUGUGUUUGCAAAUUGAUAUGCUUAUUUGUACUAGAUAAGCCAGUUUUGAUUGCCAGAAAGCAAAAUAUCUGGUCAUUGCAGACAAAUUACGACAUUGUAUAGUAGUUGGGUUACUCUGCAAAAAAUUCCCAAAUAAAUACCACCUACUACUGAACCAUUAGUGGUGCACUAAUUUGUAAUUUUCCACUAACCAAGUUAUAUCCUGGUCAGAUUCGUAGCAAGUCUGAUUUUACUGAUACACCAUCAAAGAUAAUUUCCAACCAGUUUUUUUUUUUAUGCAAGUAUUUGAAGCAGUAAAUUACAGCAAACUGUCUCUGUCACCUAGACAAAUACCAGAUAUGAACCAAUCUUGUCUUGCCAAAAAGACACGUCUCACAAUAGGAAAAAUAAGGCCACCAUAUUCAGAUCCAGUUUUUUAAAACUACUCAUCUCUUCUCCUGAUGUUGCUGGAAAUCGGCAGCUGUAAUUAAAAAUGGCUCUUGGCUUCUUUUUCACACCUUGCUGCUGUUUGUGUGAACACAGGGUUGCAACUACGACUUCAUUUUUAUGGUCACGCAACUGAGCCAUGCGAUACCAGCAAACUGCAGCCCUCAUGUUGUAUAUAUGUUUCAUUGACGGGUUGCUUUGCUUGUAGCUUUUACUAGUUUAUUUCCGAGAAUUGUCCCUGGCUGAGGUACAACCCGCACUGGAACUAACACUUAUUUUUUAUUUAAUUUUAUUUUUUUACUAGUCGCUAAUAUUGUGUUUUUGCAAUGUGAUUACCAUGCUUGUUUUCUCGUGCUACGACUUCUACAUUCUAGUUCUUUCCGUGCCAUGGCUUAAAUAUGUAAAUUUCAAUAUAAUUAUUCAGUCGUCUCCUUUUAUUUUUGUCUGUGAAUCUUGUCUUGCCAAACUGUAUUUACCAGAUCGCACUGCUUCUUACGCCUUGCUUUCUUUGUACAUGCAGAAAAAGUGCAAUGCAAGUUACAUGCAAGUAUUAAUAUUAAGCUCAUGUUUGGCUUUGUAUUGUUUAUGGUUAGAAAAGGCUGUGUAAUGGCAGAUAUAUUAAAUGCAUUAUUGUUCCUUAAAAUCAUUUAUAAUCAAUGUGGCUUUGCAAAUUUGUAGUGAGGGGUGACAGAGGGUAGCACUACACCCCUCACCUCACAGCAAGAAGAUCCAGGGUUUGAUUCCCAGGUGGAGCGAUCCAGGUUCUUUUCUGUUUGAGUUUGCCUGUUCUCCUCGGUCUGUAUGGGUUUCCUCCAGAAGCUCCAGUUUCCUCCCACAGUCCAAACACAUGUUAGAUAUAUUGGAAAUUCAAAAUAGUCUGUGACUCUGUUUGACACUGAACUUGAACUGAUGAAUCUUGUUUAACCUGUAGCUACCUGUUCUGUCAUGUUAAAAUCCUAAGCAAUAAAUACAUUUUUAUCAGUAGGAAAUCAGUUGGGUAAUAUAGUACAGUUGUUUAAUUAUCUGAUAUAUGCACAGUGAUGUUACUGGUCUAGAUUUCCCUGGACAUGGUUUUGAGGAAGAAUAAUGCAUUGUUUCCUAGCUCUGGCUUUAUAUACUUUUCCAUUAUUUAAAUAGCCAAAUGUGAUUUUUUUUUUUUUUUUUUUCUAUUUUAGUAAACAUUUGUAUAUACUGUAUACUAGAUAAUCAUGUCAUUGUUUAGUUUUAAUGUUAACAGAUUCAGUCCAGGUGAACUUAAUUUCCGAGCAUGUACAGAUUUGCUUGUCUGGAUUCAACACAUUUAUUUACAGUAACUAGGAUGCACUGAAUUCUUGCCCUGCGUAUUGAUCUGUGUAUAUGUGCGUGCUGAAGCUCCAUAUAGUGCUAGUACCAUAGAGACUUUCUGAUGAGAUAUUGUAGACGUUCGUCUUUAUUCCAAACGUUGCCGUGGCCAAUUCCUAUAUUUAUUUAUUGACAUUAUAAGCUGGCCGCACCAUCAUUUUUAAAACCUGUAUGCACCUGUGCCUCGUUUUCCUGGACCCCUUCUGUAUUUUUAACCUAAUUUUUCCAAUUAAAACAUCUUGGAGCAAA
This is a messenger RNA of Trichomycterus rosablanca, 3943 nucleotides long. RefSeq names its product tetraspanin 31 (gene tspan31). The transcript has 6 exons. Gene Ontology annotation, cellular component: plasma membrane. NCBI's taxonomy places the organism in Eukaryota, Metazoa, Chordata, Actinopteri, Siluriformes, Trichomycteridae. Bases 181 to 819 code for a protein of 212 amino acids. The record is from RefSeq and is a predicted model, not a curated record.